Molecule: messenger RNA, 1384 nt
Organism: Neoarius graeffei (lesser salmon catfish)
Lineage: Eukaryota; Metazoa; Chordata; Actinopteri; Siluriformes; Ariidae
Exons: 2
Coding region: 10-1086 (358 amino acids)
Source: RefSeq, a predicted model, not a curated record
CUCCCCUUCAUGACUGGAGACAUGUACAAACUAAUCAAAGGGCUAAUGGAGAGGUUCAUGAAGGACACAGCGCUGAAAGAGGCUACUACCAUGCAGAAAAUUCUCCAGAUCAGCAUCAACAAUCCUUCCCUCCACAAGGACGCUUCCAAAAUUGACAUCGGAUUCCAGGCAGAAACAUUAAUCAGACAACUCGGAGGCUCUGACAAGAUCACAGAGAGGCAGGUUCUAGACGUUAGAAUGGAGACCAAGACUUUUCUUAUCGAACUUCUGACUAAACUCCUGCAUAAGGCACCAGUAAAUCACCUGCUGGUGAGAAAUAUGCAGUGUCUAGAUCCCAGGAUGAUGGUUUCUAAGAAGAACCAGUGUGUUGAGAAGAUGAAAAGCAUCCUGCAUACUUUGGCUGCCGCUAACCAAGUGGAUGUUUCAAUUUGUGACAAAGUGCUGCAGGAUUUUAGAGAGUUCCUUGAUGUUGCUGCAGCAUCAUCAGCUUUUGCUGAUUUUGACCCUAUGUCUGACCGUGUUGGCACUCUACUCUAUGAGAACAUUGCUUCCAAGUCUGCAUGGAAAAGUCUUUGGCAUGUGAUCCAAAUUCUCUUGGUCAUGUCCCACGGACAAGCCAGUGUAGAGCGAGGGUUUUCUGUGAAUAAGCAAGUCAUGGUGGAGAAUAUGAAGGCAGAAUCAGUCAUUGCACAGCGUGUGAUUGCCGAUAGCAUUAGGGCAGCAGGUGGCCUUGAGAAAAUUAUCAUCACCAAAGAGCUUCAAAUGUCUGCUUCAAGUGCCAGACAAAGGUAUCUCGCAUACCUUGAUGACCAGAGGAAGGAAAACGAAAGCAAAACAAAAGCCUCCAAGAAGAGGAGCCUAGCAGAUGAACUCAAAGAACUGAGGCAAAAAAAAAUGCGUCUUGAGUCUGACAUUCAACAGCUUGAGAAGUCAGCUGAUGAAUUGGCUAUGAAGGCUGAAGCAACACACAGUAUAGGAUUUGUUGUUCAGUCAAACAGCCUGCGGCACUCUGCCAAAGAAAAGAGAGCAAGCUUAUUAGCUUUGGACAAGGACAUUGAGUGCAAAAAGAAAAAAAUGGAAGAGUAGUCCUGAUGAUUAUUUUGAUUGUUACAAUUGUUGCGGAAUUUAUUUGAUUGCUGAGGGGAUAUGUUGUGAACAAAUGGACAAGUACUCAACGUAGGUUAACGUUUCAUAUUAUUUCUCACCUUCACAGAGUACGAACGGAACGGAGGGCUGUUUCACUGCAGUGUUUUUUGCAUUAUGUUUUAAUGUAAUGUGUUACAUGCAUAGGUAUCGUGAGUACAACCCUUAGCUUUGGGCUACAGUCUAGGUGUUUGCUCUGGGAAUUGUUGUUAUAUACAGUAUGAACACUGGUGGUAGCGAC